ACAGAUUCCUCACUCUCUUGUCCAAACCCAUAAAACACAACUCCAAGAAAAUGGCACCCAUCUUCUCCUUUCUCAGCAUCGUCUCCCUGUACGGAACCUAUCUCCGCCGCUCCCUCUCCGCCGCCGGCCUCUCCUCACAAACCAUCGACAUCGACCACGAAACCACCCUCCACUUCUGGGGCCCGAAACCGCCACCAGACGCCACUGCCAACCCCAGCAAACCCUCUCUCGUCCUCAUCCACGGGUUCGGCCCCGACGCCGUCUGGCAAUGGCGCCAGCAGGUGUCCUUCUUCGCCCGCGAGUUCUCCGUGUACGUGCCCAGCCUCGUCUUCUUCGGCGACUCCACCACCAAGUCGGCCGAGCGGUCGGAGGUCUUCCAGGCGGUCUCGGUGGGGAAGCUGAUGGAGAGGCUGGGCGUGAAGAGGUACUCGGUGAUGGGGACGAGCUACGGGGGGUUCGUGGCAUACAGCAUGGCGGCGAUGUGGCCGGAGAGGGUGGAGAAGGUGGUGAUCGCGAGCUCCGGGGUGAACCUAAGGUACAGGGAUAACGUGGAGCUGGUGAGGGACAGGGCGAGGGUGGAGAAAGUUGAGGAGGUUUUGCUGCCGGGGACGGCGGCGCAGUUGAGGGUUUUGCUUGGUCUUGCUUUUACCAAGCGUCGCGUCUCCGUGCCAGAUUUCUUGUUAAACGACGUCAUUCGGAAACUGUACUCGAAAAACAGGAAGGAGAAGAUGGAACUCCUCAAGGGAUUGACCCUUGGAAAGGACGACACAGUAAUAUUAUCCCCUCUUCAUCAGGAGGUGUUGAUUGUGUGGGGAGACCAUGACCAGAUAUUUCUAUUGGAGAAAGCUACUGAACUAAAGGAGCUUCUAGGGGAGAAGGCCAGACUGGAAGUGAUAAAGAACACGGCGCAUGUGCCCCAAAUCGAAAACCCUGGGAAAUUCAACAGCAUUGUCUACAACUUCUUGCUUGGGUCCUCCUUGUGAUCGUGUUCAUGUUGUUAAUUACUUUUACGAGAAAAUAUUGGAAGAAUCGAUUGAGUUUAAGAAGUGAUGUACAAACCAUGGUUGCAAUGCUCUGCAUAAAUCAGUUUCGCUUUUGUAUACGGAGUCGUCGUUUUGUUCACCCUCCUUGUCCAUCUAUCUGGGCUCUACUACUUGAUGUUUAAGCUCUGGUAUAUCGGAAGAAGUUCUAAACCAAUGUAAUCUUGAGGUGAAUGAAAUUUAUUUUUCUUACUUCUUCAA
Rhododendron vialii is the source of this 1241-nucleotide messenger RNA. RefSeq lists its product as uncharacterized. NCBI's taxonomy places the organism in Eukaryota, Viridiplantae, Streptophyta, Magnoliopsida, Ericales, Ericaceae. The record is from RefSeq and is a predicted model, not a curated record. Bases 51 to 983 code for a protein of 310 amino acids. The transcript is spliced from 4 exons.